UCAGGACUGUCUGUUCUGCAGAAGGUUCUGGACACAGCAGCAGAGCAUAACUGGCUGGUGACCUCUGUAAACGUGGAGACAAUGACAGAGGCGUCCUUUCUCAAAGUGUUCCAGGAUCUGGACAAAAAGAAGGAGGGCCAGAUAAUCAUCGACUGUGAGCUGGAGAGACUCACCUCCAUUCUGAAGAAGAUCAUCGAGCUGGGGAAGAAUGUGAAGAGCUACCACUACAUCCUAGCGAACCUGGGAUUUUUGGACAUUGACCUGACGGAGUUUAAGAAGGGUGAGGCGAAUGUAACAGGCUUUCAGCUGGUGAAUUACGCAGAUCCUAAUGUCAGCAGGACAGUGCAGCAGUGGAUGGAGUUUGACAAUAAAGAUGCCAAAGUUCCCAAGCGAAGACUGAAGUACACUGGAGCUCUCACAUAUGAUGGGGUCAAAGUCAUGUCCACAGCUUUCCAGAACCUCCGCAGGCAGAGGAUAGAUAUAUCUCGACGCGGAAAUGCUGGAGAAUGUCUGGCCAACCCACCGGCACCCUGGGGCCAAGGCAUUGACAUUCAGAGAGCGCUUCAACAGGUUCGGAUUGAAGGCUUAACAGGACACAUUCAGUUUAACGAGAAAGGACGAAGGACAAACUACUCUAUCAGUGUGAUGGAGCUCAGGCCGACGGGACCAAAGAAAGUGGGUUACUGGAAUGAGGAUGAGAAAUUUGUGAGCACGGCGGCCUACAUGCCGGGAAGUAAUGAGACUUACGGACUUCAGAACCGCACAUAUAUUGUUACCACUAUUCUGGAAUCUCCAUAUGUCAUGCUGAAGAAGAACCAUGAACAUUUCACAGGAAACGAUAAGUAUGAAGGUUAUUGUGUGGAACUGGCAGCAGAGAUCGCCAAACAUGUGGGAUACCACUACAUACUCAAGAUAGUGGCUGAUGGGAAAUAUGGAGCCAGAGAUGCGGAGACCAUGAUGUGGAAUGGGAUGGUAGGAGAGCUUGUCUAUGGUGUAAGUGAUGGUGUGUGUUGUGUCGGUUUCUUCAGCCGGAGGCUGUCAGUGCUAAUGAAUGAA
Molecule: messenger RNA, 1056 nt
Organism: Danio rerio (zebrafish)
Lineage: Eukaryota; Metazoa; Chordata; Actinopteri; Cypriniformes; Danionidae
Gene: gria1a
Product: glutamate receptor, ionotropic, AMPA 1a
Biological process (GO): regulation of postsynaptic membrane potential; monoatomic ion transmembrane transport; ionotropic glutamate receptor signaling pathway
Cellular component (GO): membrane; postsynaptic membrane
Molecular function (GO): ligand-gated monoatomic ion channel activity; transmitter-gated monoatomic ion channel activity
Source: RefSeq, marked provisional